This is a messenger RNA of Pipra filicauda (Wire-tailed manakin), 3784 nucleotides long. RefSeq names its product cyclin dependent kinase 12 (gene CDK12). Gene Ontology annotation, molecular function: cyclin binding; ATP binding; RNA polymerase II CTD heptapeptide repeat kinase activity. NCBI's taxonomy places the organism in Eukaryota, Metazoa, Chordata, Aves, Passeriformes, Pipridae. The transcript is spliced from 14 exons. The record is from RefSeq and is a predicted model, not a curated record. The coding region runs from base 1 to 3486 and encodes 1161 amino acids. Gene Ontology annotation, cellular component: nucleus; cyclin/CDK positive transcription elongation factor complex. Gene Ontology annotation, biological process: positive regulation of transcription elongation by RNA polymerase II; transcription elongation by RNA polymerase II; protein phosphorylation.
AUGUUUUCCUCAGCCCCAGAUGUCUUGGAGCGUGGUGAAAAGGCAACUCUGCUCUCCCAGCUCCUGGUGGCAGCUCAGAGUUUGACAGGAGCUUCCUUUCGUGCCUCUCUCCCCAGGAAGUCCGUGAAGUCCCGGAGCCGCAGCCCUGGAUACUCAAGACACUCAUCUCACAGCAAAAAGCAGAGGUCUGGGUCCCGCAGCCGCCAUUCCAGCAUCUCCCCCACGAGGCUCCCGCUGAACUCCAGCCUGGGAGCAGAGCUCAGCAGGAAGAAGAAGGAGCGAGCGGCCGCGGCAGCAGCUGCGGCCAAGGUGGACGGGAAGGAGGCGAAGGGCUCCCCGGUGUUCCUGGCCAGGAAGGAGAACAGCCUGGCCGAGCUGAAGGAGGCCGGGCCGGAGUCUAAAAAGGCCACCAAAAUUGUUAAGCUGGAGAAGGCCCCGCCAGACCCAGAGUCAGUGAACUUACUGCACAGCAACGCCGAGCCCAAGGGCCCCGCGGAGCCGGCGAGGGCCCGGCCGGAGGAGAACGCGGAGCGCAAACAUCCCGCGCCGGCUCGGGACUCCAAACCCUCGGGAACAAAGGACUCGAAGCCCGGAGCGGCGGUGGAGGACCUGGUAUCUCCAAAGGAGACAGACACAGCGGAGAAGGAGAUCCCACCCCCCCUGCCCUCAAUCAAGUCCCCCCCUCCACCCCUGCCCACCACCACCCCUCCACCUCCGACUCCGCCGCUGCCGCCUUUGCCUCCGUCUCCCGCCGUCCCGCCUUUGCCUCCAGCCCAAGUGACUCCUGUCCAGGCCCCUCCUCCAGCCCCAACGUCUUUGCCAUCCUCCUCCCACCCAAGGACGUCUACUCUAUCCUCUCAGGUGAACUCCCAGUCCUCUGUGCAGGUGGCUACAAAAACCCAAGUGUCUGUGACGGCUGCUAUCCCACACCUGAAAACUUCCACCUUGCCUCCGCUUCCGCUGCCCCCUAUUUUAGUUGGGGAAGAUGACUUGGAUAGUCCAAAGGAGAUUCUUCCUCCGAAACCUGUGAAGAAGGACAGAGAGCAGAGACCACGCCACUUACUCACGGACCUCCCGCUCCCCCCGGAGCUCCCCGGGGGGGACCCAUCUCCUCCCGACUCCCCAGAACCAAAGGCAGCCACACCACCUCAGCAACCCUUCAAAAAGAGACCAAAAAUCUGUUGUCCUCGGUAUGGGGAGAGGAGACAGACGGAAAGCGACUGGGGGAAGCGCUGUGUGGACAAGUUUGACAUCAUCGGGAUUAUCGGAGAGGGGACCUAUGGGCAGGUCUACAAAGCCAAGGACAAGGACACAGGUGAGCUGGUGGCCCUGAAGAAGGUGCGCCUGGACAACGAGAAGGAGGGAUUUCCCAUCACGGCCAUCCGGGAGAUCAAAAUCCUGCGGCAGCUCAUCCACCGCAGCGUCGUCAACAUGAAGGAGAUCGUCACGGACAAACAAGAUGCACUGGAUUUCAAGAAGGACAAAGGUGCCUUUUACCUUGUGUUUGAGUACAUGGACCAUGACCUAAUGGGGCUGCUAGAAUCUGGCUUGGUACAUUUCUCAGAGGACCAUAUCAAGUCUUUCAUGAAACAGUUAAUGGAGGGUCUGGACUAUUGUCACAAAAAGAACUUCCUUCAUCGAGACAUUAAGUGCUCCAACAUCUUACUGAACAACAGUGGGCAAAUCAAACUCGCAGAUUUUGGACUCGCCCGACUCUACAGCUCGGAGGAGAGCCGGCCCUACACCAACAAAGUGAUCACCUUGUGGUACCGACCCCCGGAGCUGCUGCUGGGGGAGGAGCGUUACACCCCUGCCAUCGACGUGUGGAGCUGUGGCUGUAUCCUCGGGGAACUGUUUACAAAGAAGCCUAUUUUUCAAGCCAAUCUGGAACUGGCUCAGCUUGAAUUAAUCAGCCGGCUCUGUGGGAGCCCCUGCCCAGCUGUGUGGCCAGAUGUGAUCAAGCUGCCCUACUUCAACACUAUGAAGCCCAAGAAGCAAUACCGCCGGCGCCUGCGCGAGGAGUUCUCCUUCAUUCCCUCGUCUGCUCUGGACCUGCUGGACCACAUGCUGACUCUGGACCCUGGCAAACGCUGCACAGCAGAGCAGGCCCUGCACAGUGACUUCCUGAAGGACGUUGACCUCAGCAAAAUGGCACCUCCAGACCUCCCCCACUGGCAGGAUUGCCACGAGCUGUGGAGCAAGAAGCGCCGGCGGCAGCGGCAGAGCGGGAUGGCCGUGGAGGAGCCUCCGGUGGCAAAAGUUUCUCGGAAAGAAACUACCUCUGUUACAAGCACAGACACUGUGAAAAACAACAGCAGUCCUGUGCCCCCCCAGCCUGCCCAGCUCAAAGCAGAGCCUGGGGCUGCAGAUGCAGUAGGCCUCGGGGACAUCACGCAGCAGCUGAACCAGAGCGAGCUGGCCGUGCUCCUGAACCUGCUGCAGAGCCAGACCGACCUGAGCGUGCCGCAGAUGGCCCAGCUCCUGAACGUGCACUCGAACCCCGAGAUGCAGCAGCAGCUGGAGGCCCUCAACCAGUCCAUCACGGCGCUGACCGAGGCCACGGCGCAGCACCACGAGCACCACGAGCCCCCGGCGGCGCCGCCAGAGGAAGCCAUAGAGGAGCCCCCUCCGGAGGUGCCGGAGGAGCAGCAGACUCCGGACGCAGCCAGCGCUCAGGGAGACAUGCAGAACGUGCUGGCGGUUCUGCUGAGUCAGCUCAUGAAGAGCCAGGAGCCCGGGAUCCCAGCCCUGGAGGAGAGCAAUGGGGAGAAGAGCAGCGAGCAGCGGGCGCCCCGGAAAACCCCGACGAGGCACCCGGAGGAGAGCUCAGAGAAGAGACCCCCCGAGCCCCCCGGACCGCCGCCGCCUCCUCCCGUGCCCGAAGGGGAUCUCUCCGGAGCAGCCCAGGAGUUGAAUCCGGCCGUGACGGCUGCGCUGCUCCAGCUCCUUUCCCAGCAGGACACGGAGCUGCCCGGCCACGCCACGCAGGAACCCCCGGCCCCGAGGGACUACGGCCGCUCCCACCCCUCCAGGACUUACAGCGCCGACGGCUCCGAGGGGGGAUUCGGUGCCAAGGAGCCGAACUCGGGCCAGACGCUUCUAGAACCUUCUGCCCAACCCCUGGGGAAAAGCAGGACCUUCUUGGGCUCCGUGAGCCACCUCGGGGAGACCAGCAACUACCAGGGCACGGGAUCGGUGCAGUUCCCAGGGGACCAGGACCUGCGUUUCGCCAGAGUCCCCGUCGGCCUCCACUCGCUCGGGCAAUCCUUCGGCAAAUCCGAGGGGAGCAACAACGCGCUGGGACACCCCGAGGCCAAAAUCCAGAGCUACGGCGAGUUGGGGCCGGGAACGGCCGGUUCCAGCGGGGCAGGGACAGGUCCCAGCUGGGGAGCCCCCACCCAGGCACCGCCUUCCUACGGGAAGGCGUUCCGAGGGCCUGGCAGAGUGCCUCCGAGGGGGGGCCGGGGCCGGGGGGUUCCCUACUGAGCAUUCCCGGGCCCCCCUCCCUCCUUGCCCUCUCCUCCUUCAGCCACAGGACUCGGUUUCCUUUUUGGUUCUUUGGCCAGAGCAAGGUCUUGUCCACAUUUCAGCUGCUGCAGAGCCCCCCCCGUGCAUCCCUCCCUCCUCCCUUCCCUCGGGAUGUGCCGCAGGGUCCCACCCGGGCCGGACCCUCCCGCGCUGGGUUAGUGACAAAAACAGUCCCAGGCUGAGCCAGGGGAGGGGAGGGGGGGGGGGAUUGAUGGAAAAAUAGGAAUGAGAGGAAGAAGGAAGUGAAAUAAUAAAA